Molecule: messenger RNA, 2198 nt
Organism: Solea senegalensis (Senegalese sole)
Lineage: Eukaryota; Metazoa; Chordata; Actinopteri; Pleuronectiformes; Soleidae
Gene: ca12
Product: carbonic anhydrase XII
Exons: 9
Coding region: 69-1559 (496 amino acids)
Cellular component (GO): plasma membrane
Molecular function (GO): carbonate dehydratase activity; zinc ion binding
Source: RefSeq, a predicted model, not a curated record
UCUGACUCUGAGCCGGGUUCAUCUAACAUCAUCAGGCUGUCACUGCAGUGUGAGCUGCGGGAAUCAACAUGCACUUUCUGAGCUUCACAUCCAUCAUUUUAGUGCAGCUCACCGCACUGCACGGUGCUAAAUGGUCAUACAAUGGGCCACAGGGCGAGCACCACUGGUCCAAGAAUUAUCCAUACUGUGGUGGAGCUUUCCAGUCUCCAAUAGACAUCAAGACAGAGCUUCUGAGGUUUGACCCGACUCUGCAUCCAAUUGAGGUUCAGAACUACAACCUGUCGCCCAACGAGCAGCUCACGCUUGGAAACAAUGGACAUUCUGUGCAGCUCUCUCUGCCCUCAAAGAUGCACAUCUCCAGCCUCCCGCAUCGUUACACUGCCGCUCAGCUUCACUUCCACUGGGGCUCCUCCAGCAGAGCUGCUGGCUCUGAACACACGGUGAACAAUAAGCAGUACGCAGCAGAGUUGCAUGUAGUUCACUUCAAUUCAGACAAGUACCGCAAUAUAUCCAUGGCUGCGGACAAAUCUGAUGGCCUGGCGGUGCUGGGUGUCCUGAUUGAGGUAGGCGAGUUUAAUCCUGCCUUUGAACAGUUUCUGAAGUUCAUCAACGGGAUUAAAUACAGAGAUCAGAAAGUGCAGGUGCCCGGUUUCAACAUCCGAGCGCUGCUGCCUGCACGUCUGGAUGAGUAUUAUCGCUAUGACGGGUCACUGACGACUCCCCCGUGCUAUCCUAGUGUACUGUGGACAAUCUUCAAAAAUCACGUCACGAUAUCUCGCAAACAGUUUCUGGCCUUGGCAACAGCCCUCUACUCCUCCCAUGUCCAGGAUUCAGCCCCUGUGCCACUGAACGGCAACUACAGGAAACCACAGGUCUCAGACAGUCGAGUUGUCCUGGUAUCAUUUAAAGGGGGCAGAGGACUGCACGGCACUCUUACAGUCACAUCUCCACUCACGAGGAGGCGAAUCGUUCAACAGCUGCUGGUUGGCGACCUUGCAGACUUGGCUGAUGAAGGCCUCUAUCAGCUCCUACCAAGUGGUUCAGAGAAGCUGCCUGCUGGCCUGAAGAGAAAACUCAAGAGAGAGCAGAGUGAGACGCUGUCCAAACACCAGGUGAUGAAGCCAUCGCUGCAGAAGAAGAGUCAGACCAACAGCUUGGUGGGAAAGUUAGGGCUGGCUGAAGAAGCACUCUGCUACGUCUCACUGGAACAGAGAAUUUCACAUCAGCUCAAACAGUCCCACACUGAGAACCAACUUGUUCACACCCUCAGAGAUGCAGUUUUCCCUCAGCUCAACCUCAAGAGCUACCUGGACUGCAAAUCAGAUUUAGCCCUGCCCACCAUCAGGCAAAUCCUCCAUGGACGGCCAACGGAUGAGGCCUUUGAGUUGGAUCGCUCUCUGACAAAGGCCUUGAUGAAUCAAAAGAAGACUCACACAGCAAUCAAGGAAAAUGUGCCUGUGACAAAAUAUGGUAAUCUCCCCACUGCCAAUGUUCCCAGGAAACCACACAGCCACGGCUACCCGCAUCCUUGGCUUUUGCCAAUGGAGUGGGAAGACUAGAGAGAUUCCCGACAUAGUUUAGACGCACUUUAUGUCACUUUCAGAAGCACACGUCAGUAGAUUGUCCCACAAUGAAAGACUCUUUGAAGCCACGCCCUGCAUUCCUUUGACCCAAGUUUCUCGCAAAUGUAUUUAAUAUUUAAGUUAUUCCUUCCAGUACGUGCACAUAAUUAUAGGCUCUACCAGACAAUGACUGUAGUAUGUCUUAAUUUACUGUUGAUUUUUUUUUUUUACUAACAUAUGCUUAUGCAUUACCAGUCUGUCGCAGAUUCAGUAAAAUGAAGCCAAUCUCUAUAAAACAAUCUACACUUUUGUCAUGCAAAUUUGCAAAAGUGAGAAGCAUUUGCGCUUUCACAAGGGUGUAGUUCUGUUAGCAUAUUUUGUGCUUGGAUAUUUAUAUGCAUCAAGCCAUAUGUUGUACAUAAAUAGUCUGGCAAGGAGCUUUUAUAAAAAUGACUGUAUGCCAGUUUCAUUUCUAUAUAAGGGUAACUGUGGAGCUAACUAGUAAUCACUGACUUGCAAAAAAAUUUUGCCAGAGCUUUACAAGUGCUUUACAUGACAUGCCUGUCAUCUGACAAUUUGAAUGUCUGUUCUAACGGCCAUUUACAGCAAGUAAACAGCUACUGUCUAAUAACUACU